Molecule: messenger RNA, 1072 nt
Organism: Cuscuta europaea
Lineage: Eukaryota; Viridiplantae; Streptophyta; Magnoliopsida; Solanales; Convolvulaceae
Source: the annotation of a GenBank genome assembly
GCAAAACAAAGUAGUUUUUUCAUUCUCUCUAACUAAUUGAAACAUUAACAAAUCCUUUUGAGAACUUUUUACUUUGGCGGCAAUGGAGAGUCUUUUCUCCGACCUCCACUACUGGCUAGUGGAUCACCCAUCCAUCAGCCAAUAUGAAUGGAAGCAUGGCCACACAUUUGGAUCGUCGCCGCUCUUUGUCGCUGUCACGGUCACCGUCUACCUCUCCACCGCUAUCUUCCUCCACCGCUCUGCCCUCCUCCCACCACUCUCCUCCUCCUGGCUCCGCCGCAUUUCUGUCGUGCACAACAUCACCCUCUGCCUCCUCUCCCUCGCGAUGGCCGUGGGUUGCUCCCUCGCCGUCCUCCACCAAAUGCCGAACCGCGACUGGUCGUGGGUGGUAUGCUUCCCGGCCAACCAGACCCCGCCACGUGGGCCUGCAUUUUUUUGGGCACACGUCGCGUACUUCUCUAAGAUUCUGGAAUUUGUAGACACCCUUUUGAUCCUGCUGAGUGGGUCGCGCGCCCGCCGCCUCACUUUCCUCCACCUCUACCACCACGCCGUGGUGGUCGUGACAUCAUACCUCGGGAUCAUGACGUCCCAGACUCUGCUUCCGGUGGGGGUGGUUGUGAACGCCACCGUGCACGUGGUGAUGUACGGCUACUACUUACUCUGCGCAUUGGGUUAUCGGCCGCGGUGGAAGAGGGUGGUGACGGAGUGUCAGAUCGUCCAGUUUGUGCUUGGGUUCAUGGUUUCCGGGUUGAUGCUGUUUUAUCAUUUUACCGGGUCGGGUUGCUCCGGGAUGUGGUCUUGGGUCUUCCAUGCUCUGUUCGGCGCUGUACUUCUGGCACAAUUCAUGGAGUUUCAUUUUACUAAUUACAGAUCCAAAGCGAGGAAAGAUUGAUCCGACCUUCAAAAUAAGCUAGCGGUCAUGAUUGGGUGACCAUUUUUCAAAGAAUGUCACUUUAUGUUUGGAUCUUGUCUUUUUAAUAUUCCUCACUUAAGUAAUUAAUUAAUUUAAUUGAAGACGUAUCGGCAAGAAAGUCAUGCAAAUUAGUUUAUGAUUUCUUUUCCUUCACCUACU